AUGGCCAUCCACCCUAAUGCGCUCGGAGGCCCUGCGCCUUCUGUUGAUGUCGCAGCUUGGACUGCACAAGCAGCCCGAGCUUUGAAUGCAGUCUCGAUUGCCUCACCGGCUGGCAUUCGCGGUACAUCCGUUUCGCUUGCAAUUGACCCGAGUGAACAAAAAGAGCGCAAGGCGGAAGCCGCAGACUCUUCCAUCUAUCGUCCUCGCCGCAAAAUUCUUCGUCGCGACAGUCUCGAGCGUCGUGAAGCCCUCCUGAAGGGCAAAGAAGGCAGCCGGCGCCGGACGCGCUGGGAAAAUGACCGCCUGCUCAACAACCCAUGGGCUCAGCCUCCCUUACCCAGCGAUUGGGAAGUUCACCCGACCUAUCCGCGUCAUAGUGUUCCUUAUUAUCUCGCUCCUUCGUGGGAACAGGAGAUGGCAGCGCGUGCGGAAGCAACACGUCAAAAGCAGCUUGCAGGACGAAAGCAGAAGGAAGCGCAGCAAGGCAAAGACGGGGAGGUACCGAGAGAAUUGAGAGAAAAAUUGAAGAAAGCAAAGGCAGCCAAAGGACUUCUAAAGGAUCUAGAGGAACAAGUCCGUCUUUUCGUUGAGGGCUAUAAUGGCCAGACAGGUGGAGUAUUUUCCCGGCCGAGGAAGGGAAUACUUGAUCCAGACUCCUCCGAUGAGGAGAUCGUGUUCGUGGGCCGCAGCGGGAAGAUGCGCGAUGUUCCUGCCUCGCCGAAAUUUGGAGACGGGGAUGACUCAACGUCAGAACAUGAACCGGAACUGGAGGAGGCCAUCGCGAAAGACAAGCUUGUUUUUGAUGGUCUGGUGCAGGAUAGAGGCGCCAGCUUUGGGCGUUGGCUUGUCCAUAACAUUGCAACAUACUAUGGCCUCAGCACCUGGUCUCGCACAAUUGGGGACCCUGCAAGAAGGGAGGUGAGUUUGUUUUCGAUGAUCGAGCUCUACGGAGUUCGGUCAAUCCUUUUGUUCAAGUCUUUCGCUCGCAGCUUGGGGCACGACGCUGACGAUUGGAGCACCCAGGCGUACGUUGGUAUACCGCCCGUUUCCACCAAGUUUAAGGGAAGGUCUUUAUUCAAGGAUGUUCCUUUGCCAAGACCGCUUUGGUGUAUGGUCUGA
Bacidia gigantensis is the source of this 1119-nucleotide messenger RNA. RefSeq lists its product as uncharacterized. Lineage: Eukaryota; Fungi; Ascomycota; Lecanoromycetes; Lecanorales; Ramalinaceae. The transcript has 2 exons. The record is from RefSeq and is a predicted model, not a curated record. Gene Ontology annotation, molecular function: nucleic acid binding. Bases 1 to 1119 code for a protein of 372 amino acids.